Zymoseptoria tritici IPO323 is the source of this 768-nucleotide messenger RNA. RefSeq lists its product as uncharacterized. NCBI's taxonomy places the organism in Eukaryota, Fungi, Ascomycota, Dothideomycetes, Mycosphaerellales, Mycosphaerellaceae. The annotation marks the transcript as partial. The record is from RefSeq and is a predicted model, not a curated record. The transcript has 2 exons.
UCCGCGUGCGCCAAAUGCUCCAAACCUCUCGAAGUCGAAGUCGAGCGCUACGACGAUGAAGACUCCGCAGAAGACACCAGCAUGACCGACGACACACCCCACACCGUGCCCGACGAUGUCACACUCUCCUGCGGCGACCACCUCCACUGGGAAUGCCUGAUCGAAGCAUACGAAGUCUCCAAAUGUCCAGUGUGCACGCGAGACAUCACCACAAGCCCAGCUGCAGCAUCUUCAUCAAGUGCAAACUCAAAUCCGCAAAUCUUAGUCGAUUUGAACAACGAGGGUGGUUUGCAACAGCAAAUCGAUAUCUUCCCGCUAUUGCAGGAGGAAUCCUAUCUGAGAGCGUACCCUGAGGAUCGAAAGUGCAGAGCUUUUCUGGAGUUCUGCAGGGAGGGAGAUUUUCAUGCUAUUGCAGAUUUGCUGAAAAGCUGUGAUGAAAGCGCCGAGGAGGAUGAGGAGGACCUGAUUCCGGAGGCUGCGGGACCUAGCAAGCCUGUUGAAGACAUCCUUCGUUACCAGGACCCGAUCGGAGACAUGCAGUCUGGUCUUCACGCUGCGGCAGCGAGUGGCCAUCGAGAGGUGGCCUGGCUGUUACUCCUACUUGCCAGCGAAUACUCGGAAAUGGAGUUCCCAGCGUUGGUCUUCCAAGAAGCCGCAUCUCUAGGUCUCAUGCGCGAGGAACAGAGCGGCAAGGUCGAUAUUCGCAGUCUGAGAGACGCACACGAACGUUCAGCCGAGGACGUUGCACGAGAGAACGGUGUCAUUUGG